Cyprinus carpio (common carp) is the source of this 3807-nucleotide messenger RNA. Its product is annotated as sodium- and chloride-dependent creatine transporter 1-like. Gene Ontology annotation, biological process: sodium ion transmembrane transport. The transcript has 13 exons. Bases 669 to 2630 code for a protein of 653 amino acids. Gene Ontology annotation, cellular component: membrane. Lineage: Eukaryota; Metazoa; Chordata; Actinopteri; Cypriniformes; Cyprinidae. The record is from RefSeq and is a predicted model, not a curated record.
GCGCGGACAUAUCAGACAGUGUGUCCGCGCGCACAGAGCGACAGCAGCAGCAGCCGCAGCUCCCGUAGACACCGACUCGCGUCUCAUUUAUACAUUCUGGGUGUUAAAUACCGACGAGAACGAUGAUCUGAAGAGAUUUAGGCGCUCAGUUCUUGAAUGUAAUUCCAUUACAUUCAUCUGAUCAGCGCGCGUAAAGGGCCGCUUUGGUUUCGCCGUCUCCUCAGUCGCCUUCUCUCUGAGAGAUUCACGUGCCCAUGCGAUUCUUCAGACUCACCUUUAAGUGUUUCGUAGAUUGUUUUUGAAGGUGCUGUUUCAAAUCGGUGUCUUUUUCUUUUAUGAUCUAUUAUUUCCUUUCCAAACGCGCUUUUUGAUAAAACAAACCAAUAAUAGCCUACCGUUGCCAAUUUCGCCGAGAGAGUCAAACAGCCAUCCCUCGUAACCGUUUGACAUUGAGGAGAAUAAAGAAUAACACUGCUGGUUUUAUUAAAUAAAAGGGUAAAGGACCAGAUCCUGUGCACCUGAAGAGGAACAAAAGGGACAUCUUGGUGUGAAUAAAAGAAACUGACUUCAUCCAAGAACAAUAAGAGAUCAAAUAUUUAUUUUUGACUGCUGAUUUAAGCCCUUCUCGAGUCUCGUGAGGAGGUUCGUUUGCUUUGUUUACACGAGAGAUGGAGAAAUCCUCUCUGGACGCAGACUGCUGCGCCCUGAACACGGUCCUGGUGGAGGAGAAGAAGGGCCAUCUCAUUCCCAAUGGAAACGCGCAUCAAGGCGUCAAUGGGACCCUCAACGGCGGGCCCAUAUCAGCCGCCGCCGGAGCCGUAUCGGCGGCGGGAGCGGAGAAGAGGCAGGGCUUCCCCGAGCGAGAGACGUGGACCAGACAGAUGGACUUCAUGAUGUCCUGUGUGGGGUUCGCCGUGGGGCUGGGGAACGUCUGGCGCUUUCCGUACCUGUGCUACAAAAAUGGUGGAGGAGUGUUUCUCAUUCCCUAUGUGUUGUUCAUAUUUCUGGGAGGCAUUCCGAUAUUCUUCCUGGAGAUUGCGCUGGGUCAGUUUAUGAAGGCUGGAAGCAUCAAUGUGUGGAACAUUGCACCUCUUUUUAAAGGACUUGGCUAUGCCUCCAUGGUGAUUGUGUUCUUCUGUAACACGUACUACAUCAUGGUACUUGCCUGGGGUUUCUACUACUUGAUAAAGUCCUUCAAUUCCACGCUGCCCUGGUCCACCUGCGACAACCCGUGGAACACUGAAAACUGCAUUGAGAUCUUCCGCCACGACGACUGCCAGAACGGCACCAUUGGCAACUCAACAUUUGGAAACCUGACGUGCGAAGAGCUUGCUAAUGGGCGUUCCCCUAUCAUUGAAUUCUGGGAGAACAAGGUUCUGAACAUCUCUGAUGGGCUGGAUGAGCCAGGCGUCAUUAACUGGGAACUGAUGCUAUGUCUUAUGGCUGUGUGGGUGAUGGUUUACUUCUGUGUGUGGAAGGGGGUGAAGUCAACAGGAAAGAUUGUGUAUUUCACUGCCACGUUCCCGUAUGUGGUCCUGAUUAUUCUCCUGGUAAGGGGCGUCACACUUCCUGGUGCUUAUGAUGGGAUCCUGUACUAUGUCAAACCUGACUGGUCUAAGCUAGGAGAGGCACAGGUCUGGAUCGAUGCUGGUACUCAAAUCUUUUUCUCCUACGCUAUCGGGCUCGGAGCCCUCACGGCCCUCGGCAGCUAUAACCGAUUCAACAAUGACUGCUAUAAGGAUGCUUUUGUUCUGGCUCUGAUUAAUAGUGGCACCAGUUUCUUUUCUGGUUUCGUGGUCUUCUCCAUCUUAGGCUUCAUGGCGUCCGAGCAAGGUGUGGACAUCUCUAAAGUGGCUGAAUCAGGCCCUGGUUUGGCGUUCAUAGCGUACCCUAAAGCCGUUUCUCUGAUGCCCGUGGCUCCGGUGUGGGCUGCCCUAUUCUUCGUCAUGCUGCUACUGCUGGGACUGGACAGUCAGUUUGUUGGUGUGGAGGGUUUCGUAACUGGCAUUCUUGAUCUUUUCCCUGGAAAGUAUUACAUGCGCUAUCAGCGCGAAAUUGCUGUGGCGAUCUGCUGUUUAUUAUGCUUCAUUAUAGAUCUCUCCAUGGUUACACAGGGAGGGAUGUACGUCUUCCAGCUUUUUGACUACUACUCAGCCAGUGGAAUGACCCUACUGUGGCAAGCAUUCUGGGAAUGCGUGGUUGUCGCGUGGGUUUAUGGUGCUGACAGGUUCAUGGACGAUAUUGCCCGUAUGAUCGGUUACCGGCCAUUCCCGUGGAUGAAGUGGUGCUGGUCCUUUAUAACUCCAUGUGUUUGCAUGGGUAUCUUCCUAUUUCACCUGCUGAACUACAAGCCUCUGACCUACAACAAUGUGUAUGUGUACCCGUGGUGGGGAGAGGUGAUCGGAUGGUGUCUGGCUCUCUCUUCCAUGCUCUGUAUCCCCGUUAGCCUUGUGUACAAGCUCUCUGGAGCCAAGGGAACAUUCAGAGAGCGUUGGGAAAAUCUGACCAAACCAGUGUGGGGAGGCCAUCACCUCGAAUACAUGGCCCCCGACACUGACAUUAAAAGCCUGGCCUCUCUGUCUCCUGGAACGGAGGAGAACAAGGUGAUCAUUUUUGAGAGUGUUAUGUAGGUCAAAGGGAAAUCCUAAGACAACCCUCCUAAGCCAAGCUGGUUGAAGAUUUUUUUUUUUUUUUUUGCCAUUUGAUGGAAUUCUGCAUCAUCUUAGUCUUAAAACAGCUGAUGGAAAUUGACGGUUAUUUUUGUUUCAUACUACAGAUCCUCUAGCAGAUGCUCUUCCUCUUCCACCGGUUGAAACGGCAAACUAUAUACAUGAUUUUUAAGAAAAAUGAUGUGCAAAGUUACUUGCAGAUAUCAAGAUUUGCAGGGCAAAAUCAGCAUGCCUUUGGAGGGGACAGUAUAGUGUAGCCUAUAACAUUAUUUCACAGAGCGGCAGAAUUCCCACAGGCCACUUUCCUGAACGUUUGCACUGACACAACAAUCAAAUCUGAGCAAGAAGCACAUGGUUAAAAUGAAGCAAAUGGGGAAAAAUGUUUACAAAUGCAUCCUUGACUUAAAUUGGCCCAAUACGCACAUACACACACAAUAAUCUCAAAUUCAUGCAUAUGUAAAUUAAAACAAUGUACACUUCAAUAAACAGUGUUGCAUUUAACUGAUCAGCAAACAGAGAUACAGAUUUAACAAUCAAACUAAGUGUGUCUUUGCAGAUUUCAUGUCAAUAAGGCCACAUGUAGUUGCCAAAUGAUGAAAAAUCAUUUCCAUAGCUUUCUUUUUAUGUGUCUUCAUUUGAGACAGGUGACCUCAAUUCCUGGUGCGUGAUAUCACAGCGUUUACUGUAAGUGCCAAACAAAGCAUGACUUCCCAUCUCUGCUUAGACUUGUCAGGAGAUGGUUUUGGUUGCCAUAAAUAAAAUCAAUAUCUUCCUAGUUCAUCUGAAAUGUACUGUGUGCUCGAUCUAUCCUGCACAUGUCUGGAAACAUCUAGAGAGUUUUUAGCAGACACAUGCAGGAUUUCAACUGAAGAAGUGGCACUUUUCUAAGGUGCCUGUGAACCAAAAGUUGCAUUUGGUUAAAGAUUGAAUGGUUAAAGUCAACAUGAAACAUCAAUUUUUCACAAUGCAAUUAAUCAUUUAUGUGGUUUUACUCUGAAUAACAUCACUUUAAUACAGAGUUCUGGCAUGAAACUCUAAUGUCGUCAUCACAUGGCACAGCUGAUUGGUUCUCUCCUGUAUCGGUAGUCAAUGAGCUCGCUGCUCAGCAUUCAAAUAUAUAACUAGGGCUUACCGUAGC